Molecule: messenger RNA, 1885 nt
Organism: Moneuplotes crassus
Lineage: Eukaryota; Ciliophora; Spirotrichea; Euplotida; Euplotidae
Source: the annotation of a GenBank genome assembly
AAAAAUGAACUUGAUCAGGAAGUUAGCAUCCGGAAAAAGGAACAGAUAUACCCAAGAUCAUUACAACCUGGAUAUUACUUAUGUGACGCCUAGGAUUAUUGCAAUGUCUUUUCCUGCUUGUGGAGUGGAAAAAAUCUAUAGAAAUCCCAUUUGCAAAGUUGCCAAGUUUUUACAAGAGAAACAUGGUGAUAAUUAUUUGGUCUUUAAUUUCAGCGAUAGAAAAUAUGACUACUCAAAGUUUGAUUACAGAGUCGAAUCUUAUGACUGGCGUGACCACCAUGCUCCUAAAGUUGUUGUCCUCUUCGAAGCUUGCAAACGCAUGUAUGACUUUUUGCAACAAAAUGAUGACAAUGUUGUAGUAGUACAUUGCAACGCUGGCAAAGGAAGAACCGGAACAUCCAUCGCUUGCUUCCUUAUGUACUGAGGACUUGCUGGUUGCUCAGCUGAUGCCAUCAACUAUUAUGGAUGGAAACGAUUCAGCACCGGCCGAGGAGUCAGCCAGCCAUGUCAACUUCGUUACAUCCACUACUUCGAGGCUGCUCUGAAGCGUGAAGUGUUGUGAUCAGUUCCCAAAGUCUUGGAAUGUAUCAUCAUCAAAACCAUUCCUAAAAUCAACCAGAAUGGGUGAAAGCCAUAUGUCGACAUUUGAAACGGUGACUACCAGCUGGUUCAUUCUACUAAGAACUCUAUCAAUCUGAAAAAGUAUAAAGCUGGACUCACAGAAACCGAAGAGUUUAACAUCAUCCGCAUUGUUCCAGACAAGAAGAACUUGGUGAUUGCUGGUGAUGCCCACUUCUUCAUUAAACACAAAGGGCCGAUAAGCACUUCAAACAUCUGUAGAUUCUCAAUCAACACAGGGUUCGUUGGCAACGAGCUGGUGAUUCCUCGGAACCAGAUGUCGCCGGACUCAGUGCUGGUUAGCAAGAAGUUCCACAGAAAGUUCCAGGUGACUGUGGUCAUGCGAGAUUACUGUAGAGAGUGUUCAUCACAGACAGUGCUGGAAGAUCUUUGUGAGCGAUGCAAGUUGAGGAUGCAGAAGCCCAUCAAAGAGUGGAAUAGAGUGAAUCAUAUUAUUGAACAGCAUACUCCUCGCCCAACUAAAGAGACUGGAGAACGUCUCUGAUUUAACACAGUAGAUACUUGUAAAAGAUGCAAAGAUGAAAUUGAAAAGGAUUCUAAUCAGCAUCUCAAAUGCCCCCACAUCGACUACGAUGAGGUCACAGGAAAUGAAGGAGCUGUCAAAGUCAACCAAUACUCAGUUAUAAAGGCUUCUGACAGCGAAGAAGAGCAAGCUAAAAUUGAGCCUACAGAUCAAACUGAACAUAAAGAAAGUUCUUCCAAAUUUUUUAAUACUGUCGAUUCUGCUGAACAGCAUGUAAAACCUCGGGAAGAACACAAGGACUACAAUGACGAUGAAUUUAGGUAUGUGAAAUCUAAACAAGAACGGAACACAAUGAGACCUAAAGAAGACAACUUAGAGGAAAAGAAAGAUCUCCCAGAGAACUACUUCCGAAGUGUCAACGAGUUUAGGGCAAGAGAAAAUGGAAAUCAAGUUUCACAACAAAAUUCAAAGUUUGCAAUGAAAAAUAUUUUGGAAGAAACUCCACAAAUUGAAGAACUCUCUUGUAGUACUAGCUCCAAUAACUCAGUAGUGAGCGAUUUAGAUUUUAGGCAGAAGACUGCCAGAAACAUCAGAGCAAUCAGGAGAUACACCAGAGAUCCUCGCAUUUGCAAAGACUUAGAAGUUGUCGACAAAUUAAGAAAAUUCAGUUUCGCAAUGAAAGAACAGAAUACCCUAGACCAUCUUGAGGAGUUUGGAGGCAGAGAGAAGAGCCAUUCCUUGCUUUAACUCCAUAUUUUUACACCAUUAAAUUCCCCUUCUAUC